Molecule: messenger RNA, 8811 nt
Organism: Brienomyrus brachyistius
Lineage: Eukaryota; Metazoa; Chordata; Actinopteri; Osteoglossiformes; Mormyridae
Gene: stx16
Product: syntaxin 16
Exons: 8
Coding region: 5503-6321 (272 amino acids)
Biological process (GO): vesicle fusion; intracellular protein transport; vesicle-mediated transport
Cellular component (GO): SNARE complex; membrane; endomembrane system
Molecular function (GO): SNAP receptor activity; SNARE binding
Source: RefSeq, a predicted model, not a curated record
UUGAGGGAGGCAUGGCAACUAGGCGCCUGACUGAUGCCUUCUUAUUAAUGCGGAACAAUGCAAUCCAAAACCGGCAGAUUUUGGCUGAGCAAGUGAGUACACACGAGCCCCGUCGUGAUCUGAGUACACGUAGCAAUGCUGCGGUGAGUCUAACGUUAACCGUCUGGAUUGUUUUGACUUUUUGUGUGUGUGUGUGUGUGUGUGUGUGUGUGUUAGUUUGCUAGUCAGCUAGGUGAUCCUUCUUUAAUAUUAGGUAGCGAGAUCAUUGCUGCUCCGCUUAAUGUUGUUAAUCUCCUGUUUAACGCUGUGCUGCUAAGUGGCUUGCUGUCAGCCUGACAAACUAAAUUAUUUGUUGGUUCUGGCCUGCAGGGAUAAACGCAUAAAUGCUCCGUGCCUUUUUGUUAUUGGGCUGUAUGUUAUGGAUGAUCCAGGGUUAUGGAAUACGCCCGCUUUUUCGAGUUUAAAUAUACUAUGUUACUUGGUUGUUUGGCAAUAAUAGGAACAAAUGCUUGUUGCAUGUGAUUGCUUAAUAUUCCUGUGCAUCUAAAUUGCUUAACUGUCGUUUCAUCUGAUAACGGUUUUAUCGGUUAAUUGCACUAAGCAUUUAACCGUUCGGGUCAAGUACUUUCCCCUGAGGUACAACCCGCUCUCCUCGAAUUUGACCCGGCCACCUUAGGGUUACGAGUCCAUAUCGUUAAUUACUAUGCUUCUCCUUGCAUUCUGGGAUAUUUGUAUUUUAUGUAUUUUUUUUUUUAAUUGGAAGACAAGAUUUAAGGUUUCAUUGUAUAAUAAUAGUAAUAAAAUCGCAAGUGUAUUUAAAUUCAGACGCAGCGCUUUAAGUACCGCAUCCAGGCCCGCUGUAAAGGCUGGUUUACAGGAUGCGCCUUUCAGUAUUUUAAGAAAUGGACGUCACGCUUAUUCUCCGGUUAUUUUGAAAUACAGUCCGUAAGAUACGUAUUAAAGUGCCUGUGCGCUUCAUUUCAACGAUAGGAUUCAAGCUGACAUCAGCUGCCUGUCCAUUUAUCCCUGUAUUGCCAGGCCAGUCUCCCGGAUAUUUCUCGAUUUUACGAGUCUCCUUAAGUGUUUCCAGUUUUCUUUGCGCUGACGCAGUUAUCAGUUUGAUCAAUUAACUGGCAAUUUCGACGAUUUAAAGUGGAAAUGAAACGUCGCCUCAUUUCUCUGACCAUCAGUGUGAAUGAACGACUGCAGCAGUAGUGACAGGUUUGAGUCAUAAAGCAAAAAUGACAACUCUGUAAUAAUGCUGUUACGUUACUAUUAAAACGCAAAUCACAGUAGUAAAUAUUUACUUGUGUUUUUCCGUUGUGUACACAAGAGAAGAAAAUUCCUUAUAUAGUAGCGUGGAAGGCAAACUCACAGGUGCAUAUAGAGCAGCAGGUAAAUAUGCCUGUGAUCGAUUCAAACAACAAAGCAUUGUUAAGGAUAUGCAGCAAAAUCUAUUAAGGUUAAUGGGUUAAAUUUUGAAACAGUGCAAUAUCCUGGUGAAUGAUGGAAGAUUCUAGAAUAAAAUUGUGUGGUGUUAAUGAUGCGUAGGUACACUGCUGGGCUUCUCCCCUCGAGGCUACUCUGCUGUUCCGUAGGGAUGACUGAGAGUAAUGGUGCUGUUUUCUCUUUGGGAAGGUUUUUACAUUCCCAUGCUUGUGUUGGUUAGCAAAGUACAGUAAAAAUGUACCAGUGGCCCACAUCACUAGAGAGAUGUACCACAGGGGGGCCCAGGCUGAAUUCCCAGCAUGCUACGCAUUAGGGCAGCACUUAUUUAAGCUAGUUACUUACGGCUUUGCCUUUGAGGUGUCUUUAUUGCAGCUGUCUUUCGGUUUAUUUAGCAAAUAACCACAUUUCUGAGAGAUCGUGAAUGUCUUUAUUCUCUGCUGAUCGGUGCACUUAGUUCAGGGAAAAUCAGGGCACAAAUGACUGACAAGGAAUUUAACCUGACCCUGCCAGUGCAAGGCAAACAUACUCAUGAGGGAAAUGUGUAGAAUUCAAUAAGAAAUUAAAUUACUAGACUUAAAUUUCCAAGCAAAAGGUUUACAGGAAAGUCCACUGACAGAAGUUUUGACAGGAGUGUUUACCAGAGUCAUGCAGAUAUUCUCAUCAUUGUAUGUGUGUCUUACUUCAUCUACAUUUUGUAUAUCUAUGCCUUAUGUGCUGUGGUUUUUAACUCUUUUGGUUCUGGAGAUAAAUUUACAUUAGGAGUAGAGAUUUGUAUCGGUAUCGGCGCCGAUCCAGACGUUUUUGGCGGAUCAGGUAUUGGCCGUAGGAUAUGUGACCGAUCCAUGUCACAUAUACUUACUCGUUUAGUUAUUGGCAGUCUCUAAAAACCAUAAUUCCUAUUUUGUGUUAGAUCUAUUUGUACAAUCAGUCGCACAACAGUUCUUUCACAUUUUAGAUGGCAAAAAAAAAAAUUCUUUGAGGUGGGAGUAGCGUUUAAUGACACAUCCAACUAAACAAAGCACACGCAAUUGUGUGAGACAACGUGAGCAAUAUGAAAAAAGGCAAUGUAUGAUUUGGGAGUUGCUGUCCCGGGCUGUUAAAAAAAUAUGAAUAUAUAUAAAGUAUAAAUAUAUAUUACACAUUUAUUAUAUUAAAAUAUUAAAGUAAUAGGAGGUCUUGUAUCAGAAUCUGUAUCAGCAUCAGCAGUUGUGUAUCAGAAUCAGAUCGUAACUGGAAAAAUGUGGAUCGGCGCAUCCCUGAUUGGGAGUCACUCCCUUAGAAGGGGGCUAAGGUGACCAAGUGUGUGUGUCCCCCAUAAUCCAUUUUCUUAUUUCAGCGUGUACAUUAAAAUUUUACCAUGGAAUGGUCAACGAGGCUGGUCUUUCAUUUCCACUUGACUUUUGGCUUCUGAGACGAGUAAAUUUAUUAAAUAUGUAGCAGCUAGACGCGCAAAGGGAACUUCUGUAAGGGUUUUUUCGUUAACCUUUAGUAGCAAGUGUUCAAUUUAAAUCCUGGACCUCGGCAUAAAUUUAUUGCAGUGAUAAGGCAGCUGCAGGCGGGCAGGAGGCUGAAUCACCCAAGUCAAAUACAGCAGCAUCGUGUUCUGAUUGCUCUGAUUGUUCUGAUUGCUCUUAAUUUAGGGAUGUGAGAUGGGAUUUGCCUCUGUUUUGUUUUGCUGCUGUUAUCUUAAUAUGCCUGCUUGUUGUGUGUAUAUAUAUAUAUUGCAUGCGGUUUGCCUGCUUUUUUGGAAUCAUGCUGAUGUGUUCUUGCUAUGAGUGUUUCAGUUUGUGUUUGCUGGAAGUUCAGACCAUCGUAACAAUCUGUUUUGUCUUGUUUCUAUGUAGAUAUCCUUUAAAAAUUGGUGUUAUCUAAUUUGGAUGCAAACUUGGAUAUUAUGAUGUUUGUGGGCAGUAUACAGUUUACACUUGUAAACAUUUCAACAGCGUGGCCUUUCAACUAUGUUCAGAGCAUAAUUAAUUUUUUCACGUAUUGGAUGUUAUUUUGAAAAGUUACCACCUCAGAAACGUUACUUGCACUACAGUAAUAAUGCUGACAAAAUUUGGAGGGUAAGCAUUUGCUUUAUAUGAUUGAUUUCAUGGAAACGAUUUACCGGAGGCCCUGCUUGCUGCCAGCGAUCGCCCGCCUACCUUAAAUAUUUUCUGGCUGGUGCAUAUCUUCAGUGUCCAGAACAUGCAUUUUGCUCAUGGGGCCUCAAGAUGUCACUGUGAGAGAUAUUGCUGUCUGGUGUGAGCUGGCCAGUUGCAGAACUUUCUUGGGCUCGCUGCAGAUCCAUUUUGUUAAAAGCUUCCCAUACUGUAUUAAACCAUACCGAAUGUCUAUUUUCAAUCCGUAAUGUAAGUCUGCCAUUUCAGCCUCCCAAGUUACUUCCUCAGUCUUCUACAGUCACGAUUUUAGUACUUCAUUAGGACCAUAUCCAUGUUCCUUUUUGCUUGCAUUUUAAUUUUCUUGAUUAUCUAUAAAUCUGUGAAUGAAUAUAUCAUGACACAUAUUGAAUAUAUCACGAUAUCAUGAAUAUAUCAUGACACUUAUAAAAAUUAUCCAUUUUAGAACUGCCAGUCGCAAGCAACUGUUAUACUCCAAUCCUAAUUUGUUGCUAUAUGUGAUCAUGUGCUCACAUUUGUUAAUUUGCCUUGCUGUAAAACAUUCUUGCUUUAAAAUUGCUGGUCUGUCUGUCUGAUCAUUAGUUUUGCUGCUAAUCAGGCAGAAAAUUGUGUGUGUGUGUGUUUUUAAAACCUUUACAUAAAAUUCAAGUGGCCACAAGUUACUUUGCUAACUGCAAAUCCAACUGAGUUGUUUCUGUAAAUCAAAUGAAAAGCUGGCAGUAUUGAUUUAAUACAGAUUUAACUGUCAUAAAUAGAGAGUUUUACGUAAAUUUCCAGUUCUGGUGCCUGGUUACUUGGUACUGCCCAGAGGGUUGUUAUCCUGUGAAUUUACAGAAACAAAUCUGUGACAAUACUUUGCUUUUUCCAUCUUUCUCUCACUCUCUUUUUAUGCACUUGUAUUCAUCGUCUUUUCUCCACUGAAAUUUACCCCCCUCCCCCCAUAAAUGCUUCUCUCUGCUUGAGGUGUUUAGUCCUUUUCAGAGGGAGGUGCCUCAAGAAUGUUGUUUUGUCUAUGCGAGUUUCCACUUUGUAUGAUCUUACUCUUCAGACAGUAUUUACUAUUUAUGUAAAUGUCAGUAACUCAAGGGCACUUGUUGUUAGAGCUAGUUGUUAAAAACUUGACUUUUACUUUUAGGGAGUACAGUGGUAAGUUCUCCUGCCAAUGUUUUUUGAAGACAAAAAUCAAAAUAUUGGCUACAGCAUUUUCAGAACAUCACACUAAUUUACUCUAUCAUUUUUGUAAGCAUUUGUAACAUAAACAUUUUUUUUUUUUAUGCAUGAUCGCCUUGGGAUUUUUGAGUGUUUAUUUCAGUGUUUAGUGACGCUCAUUUCAACACAGCUUUCAUUCCAUAUGAUUCAGCGUUCAGUGUCACUGAGGUAUCAAAAUGAAAUGGCAUUUCCUGUCAGCUCUGGGCUCAUAACGAGCUUCUGCAUUAAUUAACCAGCCCUUUCGGUUCUUGUCCUGACCCCGCAUGCAUAAAAAUAUAGCUGAAUAAUCCUCUUUGACUCCAAAGCAGUGUGAUUAAGCUCACGGGUUGAAGAUCAGCUCUUUUUCCACUGAGUGUGUACCUCAUUCAUGUGCUGACAUAAUCAUCACCAUCAUCUUUUUUCACUGAGUGUGUACCUCAUUCAUGUGCUGACAUAAUCAUCACCAUCAUCUUUUUUCACUGAGUGUGUACCUCAUUCAUGUGCUGACGUCACGGUUUUGCACGGCUGCCAGUCCGUGCCGUCGUCCUGCCUUCACGGCAGGCGAGGUGCGCGCUGCACCCUGUGUGCGUGCGUGUUUGAGCCGCAUGUCCGUCUCUGCACAGCGCCUUCUGCUCAUCUGCUCUCACACCUGUCCCCCUCGCUUAUCUCCCUCUCCCCACUGGAUGGGCCUUUUGCUGGGAUCCUCUAAUCACAGGAGCUGGAUGAGCUGGUCGACGACCGCAUGGCUCUGGUGUCGGGGGUCAGUUUGGACCCAGAAGCUGCUAUUGGAGUCACCAAAAGGCUGUCCCCAAAGUGGGUGGAUGGGGUGGAUGAGAUUCAGUAUGACAUCACACGGAUACGGCAGAAGAUGAAGGAGCUCGCCAGCCUGCACGACAAGCACAUGAACCGACCCACGCUGGACGACAGCAGUGAGGAGGAGCAUGCGAUUGAGAUCACCACGCAGGAGAUUACGCAGAUGUUCCACCGCUGUCAGCGCUCUGUGACCGGCCUGCAGACUCGCUGUGGCCACUGCACCCAGCAGGAGGAGCGUCUGCUCCGCAAUGUGGUGUCCUCUCUGGCCCAAAGUUUGCAGGACCUGUCCACCAGCUUCCGGCACACGCAGUCUGACUACCUGAAACGCAUGAAAAAUCGAGAGGAGCGGUCUAAGCACUUUUUUGACACGUCCGGCCCACUUAUGGAGGAGGAUGAAGACAUGGCCCUCUAUGACCGGGGAUUCACAGACGACCAGCUGCUCUUGGUGGAGCAGAAUACAGUUAUGGUGGAGGAGAGAGAGCGGGAGAUCCGGCAAAUCGUUCAGUCCAUCUCAGACCUCAACGAGAUCUUUCGGGAUCUAGCCUCCAUGGUGGUGGAGCAGGGCACUGUACUCGACAGAAUCGACUUCAACGUGGAGCAAGCCUGCGUCAAAACGGACGAUGGAUUAAAACAACUGCAGAAGGCUGAACAAUAUCAGAAGAAGAACCGCAAGAUGCUAUUCAUUUUAAUUCUGUUUGUCAUCGUCGUCAUCCUGAUAAUUGUCCUUUUCGGUGUGAAAUUACGUUAAGUGGGUUCUAUGCUUUUACGGCGUGUUGUGUAUGUGUUCUGUGUGUGUGAAAGUCUUGUGUGUCAUCCAAUCAGAGCUGCCUUUUCCGAAUGUAAAUUGGAUCUAAUCAGCCACUGUACAUGUCUAACUUAAAGCCAGUUGCUGCGUCCUGUUGGCACCUUAUACUUCAAAAGUUCGGGAAUUUGUAAAAAUGCAUGAAUCCAAAGCAGGAGGAUCCCUUUUUAUUUAUUAACUGCCUGCCCCUUUAACCAGGCUGCUCUCAUCUGGAUUAAAAAAAAAAGGUAGAAAGGAUGUUUCCCACCCCAAAAAAGGGGCAGUGACACUGUGGAACAACCGCAUCCCUUGUCUAGUUAGCCAUGACCUCAUGCCACAGCAUGUUUAAAGGCAAAGCACUACACACUCGGCUCGUCCCUGGGCCUCUCAUUGAACUGCAGGCCACCUGCCAUUGCCGGUGGUCGACGAUGGGGCCUGUGGCCUCGCCGAACCGCCUUCCUCCGUUCUUCUCCUUUCUGCAUCUGUGGCUUUCUUAACGAGGUCCAUAUCUUAAUUGACCACGAGAUUUAUUUUGUCGAUUUUUGUUUUGUUUUGUUUUUUCUUUGUGUUUGUUUCAGUCUUGUGAACGUUUGCACACAUGGUUUACACUGAAAAGGAGAUCUAGGGGUGGCACUGCAGUGGUCAACAUCCGCCUGACUACCCGCACCACACGCUCCUCUGCAUUAAGGCCUCCUCCCCUUAUUUGUCUCUCUGGAUCUCUUCAACCGAUGUGCACAUACUGAAAGACUGAGAAGUAUGCUUUCCUCUGUCUGUUGAUACGUUAUUCUGUAUCAUUUCAAAUCAUAUUUAUUUAAAGUCUAAAAUCAAGUUGUAAGUGUAAAAAAUAUAUUAAGUUUUAUGGUCUGUGGCUUCUGAUUUAAUGGGGUUGGUUAAAGAAAAUUGAGCCUGAAGGUGGUAAUGUUAUGAAAGGUCAGCUCGAUUACACACUGAGCAAGCAGCACGGGUCCUGAACAAGGAUAGCUGAUCUUUCAAUGGGAGAAAUGCAGCACAUCUUACCAUACUCUGGUGCUCAUCUCCAUUUAGGGAGGUGAGCGAAAGAUGAAAUAUUUAUUUAGAUGAGAAAGUGUUAAACCUAGGCUUCUGUUCCCAGAGUUCCUCAGAAAGGCGCUUUGAAUCUGUCUCAGCCUCAAAAUUCUCCAGAAUGUUAAGAAAAUGGAGUUUGUUGUAGAUGCUCCGCUCAGUGUUAGAUCAGUCUUUAUCAUUCCUGUUCCUGGGGCGCUCCAAAAACGUGCUUCGCUUGCCCUCCCCCCAAUUAUAAAUGCGUCAUACAUUCAGGGAGUUGUCUCUCACCUUUUCACUGAACAUUAAAAUUGACGUCUUUUCACAUCAAUAUUUCUUCUAUGUGAAUUAAUUGUACAUGACAAAUGCUUGAUGAUAAGUAUACAUUCCCCAGUGUUUCAUUAGCUGGUACUGAUCUGUACUACAUAUAUAAAAGAAAACACAAACGUUUUUUUUUUUUUAACAAUUGGGGAGGGGCGGGUGUUUUACACAUACAUCCCCAGGAACUUUUUUUUUUUUGGUCAAUGUGUUGAACCAAGAGCAACAGCAGCAGAGUACGAGUUCUUUUGGAAUAUUCCACCAUGCGUAGUUUGGUAAAGGUAAACAGACGGUUAAAUCGGGGAUGGUUAAAAUGGCGGAAGACUCAUUUGCUGUACCCUGUUCUAUUUGUGAAAAAUGCCAUGUAAAAUUAUCUAGGCAUUGUAAUUCUGUCUGUGAACAUGCAUUCAAAUGUCAUGAUGGUACUGUAUAUCUGCUGGGGUUUUAUAAAGAUUGUGGAUUUUUAAAAAAAAAUAAAUGCAGAAAUAUUUAUGAUGAUCAUAUUACUUUGAAUAACUGGAUAUAUUGCCUUCUGGGUUACGCUGUUGCGUAGGUAUUUUUACAUUAGCAGGAUAUUAAACAGAUUGACUCCAUAUCGAUUUUCUUGUAGCUUAAUGUUUGUUUUCAUCCUAGUGUUUUGGCUUGGUACAGACAAUGUUUCUUUCAAGCCUUAAUACAAAGUUAUGAAUAACAAUCCCAAAAAACUGGCAUUAGUGUUCAACAAGCAGGAGGGGAUUGUUAUGUAUUUUGAAUGCUAGUUGCAUAUAUUAUGAAAUUGUUGUAUGACUGCACAGUAAAGGAUGUGUUAAGUCUGGCGAUAAAUAGCAAAAUUGAAAUAUGGCACUCCAUGAGACAAUCUUACACAAUAUUAAUUUUGUACUUUUGCAUCACUCCUAAUGAUUGACGAAUUAUAGGAGGUACCUGGGAAACUGUCACAGGAUAACGGGUGUGCUGCUCCGUCCGAGAACCUCUACCUAAAGAGUAUUCCCGUAAAAUACAAACACUGUUCCACUGUGAACUGAAGUCUUUGUGCAAAUGCAUACUGCCUAUUUAAAUCUUAUUGUUCCGGUCAAAUUAUGUCCGUGUUCAAUAAAGAUGACCAUCUGGGUAUUUAAAAGA